Molecule: messenger RNA, 465 nt
Organism: Blepharisma stoltei
Lineage: Eukaryota; Ciliophora; Heterotrichea; Heterotrichida; Blepharismidae
Source: the annotation of a GenBank genome assembly
AUGGAUGAAACUGCCUUAUCAGAAACAUUUCUUCCUAUGAAGAGAAGAUCGCCCAUUUUAGAAGAAGAAUCUAAGUCUGAAAAUUCAUCGACAUCUACUAACCAAGACCCAUCUGCUCCUCGCAAAGCAAAAUGUAGGCAUCAGAAAAUGAAUCAGAAUUUAAUUGACAAAAUUGUCGCUGGCUCUAAGAAGAAGAAAAAAGAAAAUAAGCGCAACCAUGAUAAAACAAGCAAUCAUAAGCCAGCACUUUUGCCGCCUGUUAUUGUUUAUCAAAGCAAAGGCAGCAUGAGCAUAUUAAAAGCUCCAUCCAUGCAAAUUAUAAACAGACUUUAUCUCCAAAGUAAGCCAAUAGACAAAACACCACGGGUAUGCAAGUGUGGGAAAACAGCCAGGUAUCGUCUUCCCAAAACGUUGGAGCCUUAUUGUUCUUUAGCGUGCUAUAAUGCACUUAUACCGAGUAACUAA